Arabidopsis thaliana (thale cress) is the source of this 3382-nucleotide messenger RNA. Its product is annotated as Calcium-dependent lipid-binding (CaLB domain) plant phosphoribosyltransferase family protein. Bases 801 to 3122 code for a protein of 773 amino acids. The transcript has 3 exons. Gene Ontology annotation, cellular component: plasma membrane; Golgi membrane; endosome membrane. The record is from RefSeq and is marked reviewed. Lineage: Eukaryota; Viridiplantae; Streptophyta; Magnoliopsida; Brassicales; Brassicaceae.
CCCACCUCGAUUUGGUAUGCAACAGUGCCUCUCUUUUUUUUGUAUUUCACCGAGUUAAAAAAAGAAGGAAACUGUAGAAAAAAGCAGAAGAAGAAGACGACGACAAUAAAACACAAGAGAGAGAGCACACACAAAUCCCUUCUUCAAUGUUUAUUUACUCUCUCCAGAACUUUCUUUUCCCAGUACUUCUCCUCUGCUUUUUAUUACUUGUCUUCUUCUCUCUUUAAUUUUUUAUAAAUUUAAUUUUGGGUUGAAAAAAACGAGGAAGAAGAGAGGAGAGGAGACUCUUUCUUUUAGUAUUUAUUUAUGGAGGAGGAGAGGAGACUGUCUUAAUCGUUUCCGGGUCUCUUAUUCUGAUCCAUUCUUCUCUCAAGAUCUAAGGUUUGUCUUCUUUACCUUCCCUUUUUUUUUUUAAUCUUCGUCUAACUGCUAUUCCAUGUAUUUUGAGAAUUUUAUUGAGUAGAGGGUUCUCUUCGUUGUAACUUACUCUAAUGGCUAUUUUCUCCAACUCGCAUGCUCUCUGCUUCUUCUUCUUUUUUUCCCUUUCCAUGGUUUUAUUUUCUCUCUGUCGUUUUCUGUGUUUGGUGUUGUCUCUCAUUGAAAUCGAGAAACAAAAGAAGGAAAUUUGGGUUUUAAAAUCUUCACCCACAGCGUAAUUCGCGUUGCUUCAUUGUCUUUUUGGUAGUUCUGUUUCCGAGAAGAAGAAAAAAAUUUACUGAUUUUGAAGUGGAGAAGAAAUUAGUUGUCUCGACAAACCCCACUAGAAACUUUGUUUAGUGUGUCUUCUUAAAGCCUGCAAGAUGCAGAGACCACCUCCUGAAGAUUUCUCCUUGAAGGAGACGAGACCUCAUCUAGGUGGAGGAAAACUCUCUGGAGAUAAGCUUACCAGUACUUAUGACCUUGUUGAGCAAAUGCAGUAUCUCUAUGUUCGUGUGGUUAAGGCAAAGGAGUUACCUGGCAAGGAUAUGACUGGUAGUUGUGACCCUUAUGUUGAGGUUAAGCUUGGAAACUACAAAGGCACCACUAGGCAUUUCGAGAAGAAAUCUAAUCCUGAGUGGAACCAAGUUUUCGCCUUUUCUAAAGAUAGGAUUCAAGCUUCUUUCCUUGAAGCUACUGUCAAGGACAAGGAUUUUGUCAAAGAUGAUUUGAUUGGUCGGGUUGUCUUUGAUUUGAAUGAGGUACCUAAGAGAGUUCCUCCUGAUAGUCCCUUGGCUCCGCAAUGGUAUAGGCUCGAGGAUAGGAAAGGUGAUAAAGUCAAGGGAGAGCUUAUGUUGGCUGUUUGGUUUGGUACUCAAGCUGAUGAAGCUUUCCCUGAAGCUUGGCACUCUGAUGCUGCAACUGUUAGUGGUACUGAUGCUCUUGCCAACAUCCGUUCCAAGGUUUAUCUUUCUCCUAAGCUUUGGUACCUCAGGGUUAAUGUAAUUGAAGCUCAAGAUUUGAUACCAACUGAUAAGCAAAGAUAUCCCGAGGUUUAUGUGAAGGCUAUAGUGGGAAACCAGGCGUUGAGGACUAGAGUAUCGCAGAGCAGGACUAUUAAUCCCAUGUGGAAUGAGGAUUUGAUGUUUGUCGCAGCAGAGCCAUUUGAGGAACCUUUGAUCCUCAGCGUGGAAGAUAGAGUUGCUCCAAACAAAGAUGAAGUCUUGGGGAGAUGUGCGAUCCCGUUGCAGUAUUUGGACAGAAGAUUUGACCAUAAACCGGUGAACAGCAGGUGGUACAAUCUCGAGAAGCAUAUUAUGGUCGAUGGAGAGAAGAAGGAGACCAAAUUCGCUAGCAGGAUUCACAUGAGAAUAUGUUUGGAAGGAGGGUAUCACGUUCUCGAUGAGUCUACGCAUUACAGCAGUGAUCUUAGACCAACAGCGAAGCAACUAUGGAAGCCUAAUAUCGGUGUACUGGAGUUGGGGAUACUGAAUGCUACAGGUCUGAUGCCUAUGAAAACCAAAGACGGCCGGGGAACCACAGAUGCAUAUUGUGUGGCGAAGUACGGACAGAAAUGGAUUCGAACUCGGACAAUCAUUGACAGCUUUACACCAAGAUGGAAUGAGCAAUAUACUUGGGAGGUUUUUGAUCCGUGCACCGUUGUUACUGUUGGAGUUUUUGAUAACUGCCAUCUCCAUGGAGGUGAGAAGAUUGGAGGAGCAAAAGAUUCAAGAAUCGGGAAGGUAAGAAUCAGGCUUUCUACUCUCGAGACUGAUCGAGUUUAUACACAUUCAUACCCUCUUUUGGUGCUCCAUCCUAACGGAGUCAAGAAAAUGGGAGAAAUUCACUUAGCUGUGAGAUUCACUUGCUCUUCAUUGCUCAACAUGAUGUAUAUGUACUCACAGCCUCUCUUACCGAAGAUGCAUUAUAUCCAUCCACUGACGGUUAGCCAGCUUGAUAACUUGAGGCAUCAAGCGACUCAGAUUGUAUCGAUGAGGCUGACCCGAGCAGAACCACCUCUAAGGAAAGAAGUAGUUGAGUAUAUGCUUGAUGUGGGUUCUCACAUGUGGAGUAUGCGGAGAAGCAAAGCAAACUUUUUCAGGAUUAUGGGAGUUUUGAGUGGGUUAAUCGCAGUAGGAAAAUGGUUUGAACAAAUCUGCAACUGGAAGAAUCCAAUCACAACAGUCUUGAUCCAUCUCUUGUUCAUCAUCCUUGUGCUCUAUCCCGAACUAAUCUUGCCCACCAUCUUCCUCUACCUCUUCCUCAUCGGUAUCUGGUACUACCGUUGGAGACCGAGGCAUCCUCCUCACAUGGACACACGUCUCUCUCACGCUGACUCAGCCCACCCCGACGAGCUAGAUGAAGAGUUCGACACUUUUCCUACUUCCCGACCAUCUGACAUAGUCAGGAUGAGGUAUGACAGGUUGAGGAGUAUUGCUGGUAGGAUUCAGACAGUGGUAGGUGAUCUAGCAACUCAAGGAGAAAGGCUUCAGUCUCUGCUAAGCUGGCGUGAUCCGCGUGCAACAGCGCUCUUCGUCUUGUUCUGCUUGAUUGCCGCAGUCAUUCUCUAUGUGACACCUUUCCAGGUUGUGGCUCUUUGUAUUGGAAUCUAUGCUCUGAGACAUCCGAGGUUCAGAUACAAACUACCAUCCGUUCCUCUCAAUUUCUUCAGAAGGCUUCCUGCAAGAACUGAUUGCAUGCUCUGACCUGCAAAAACUGCUUCCAAUACCGAAGAAAACUUCUAUAAGACUUGUAGUUUGUUCUUGUUAAAAAUAUCAUGAUGACUCUUUUUAGUUUGUUCAUUGUUAAAAAUGUCAUGAUGACUCUUUUCUUGGUGAUGGUGAUGAUGUAUCCGUCUGUCUUUUAACAUUAUUAAGACUUUUGUUUGAAAGUAGUAAAGAAGUAUCUUGUGUGGUUUUGAUGUUCUUGUCACUGGUUAGUAAGUCAUAAUCUAUGCCUCUCUGGU